Aureobasidium musti is the source of this 366-nucleotide messenger RNA. Lineage: Eukaryota; Fungi; Ascomycota; Dothideomycetes; Dothideales; Saccotheciaceae. The record is from the annotation of a GenBank genome assembly.
AUGACGGGCUACUUGCGCAACGGAUACUGUGAGGUGCCUGCAUCGGAUGCUGGAAACCACUCUAUUGCCGCAGAGGUGUCAGACGAAUUCCUCAAGUUCAGUGCCGAUCGUGGCAACGACCUCCGCCAGAUUGGACUCAAGGGAGGCUGUAAAUGGUGUCUCUGUGUGUCUCGCUGGAAGGAGGCAUUUGAUGCCAGAGGCAAGGAGGGCGACAAGAUUGUACCCAAGUAUGCUGAGACCAACAUGAUUCGUUACUGGGUGUGUGCUAAUCGCAAACAGGNNAUCUUCCUCAAUGCCACAAACGAGAAAGCACUGGACAAGGUAACGCUGGACGACCUCAAAAAAUUUGCUGUUGACAAGGAGUAA